CUUCUAUCCCACUCGCUCCACUAGACAAACUUGAUGGCCCGAGUUUUCUCCCAAGUCGUCUUGCUCCGACACUCCCUGAGCUCCAGGCUACUGGGCCCGGCUUAUCUGAUCCAGGCCCACCGAGCCCGUUCGACUCUGUCCGGCGAAGCCCAGCUGAUCGAGGUUGAUCUUGACCCUGCAUCGUCGUCUUCGUCUUCGUCUUCGUCGGCGUCGGACGGUGAAUCGGAGGCGUUGAUGAUCAGGAAGCUCGACGACGUAGUGCAGAGGAUCAUCGUCCAGAAGUCGACCCCCGAUUGGCUUCCCUUCAUUCCCGGUUCCUCCUUUUGGGUCCCGCCCCGACGCAACUCCGUGAAGUUCGUCGAUUUGGUCGGGAAAUUGGCCGACCGGCUCUCCGAGGAGGAGACUCUCUCCCUAGCCACCGACCGUGGUUGGCCUUGCUCUGACUUCUUCAUCCAUGUCAAUGUGGAGGCAGAUAAAUCAGCAGAGAUGGAAGUGGAGAUGGAGGUAAAGGUUCUAACCAAUUCACAAAACACCUCACAUUUUGAGGAUGAGGAAGGAUAAUCAAAACAAAUCCGUAGCAGCCUAGUUGCUAGGGUUUGAAUUUAUUCAUGUGCUACAUGCCUACCUGGCUGCCAUAGUCCUCCAAGCUAAGCUGCUAUGCCUUUGGAAGUGGCUCUUCUAACCAUCUCAAGUUCCUUAUUUGCAGUGGCUGGUAUGGCUUUUAUGAUGAAGCAUUUGAAAGAGGAAUGAAAAUCUGGACUGCAGAGGGCGAAGAAAACAAGUUGGAAUAUUGUACAGACCUAGGUGUUGGUGGGAUAGGGUGGGGUGGGGUGGGGUGGGGUGGAAAAGUACCUUAAUUGACUUAUAUUUGAAGCUGUCUAUUUAUUUACACAAUUCUACUUUUAGGCUGUAUUCAAUUUAGAAUUUGAUGGAUCUAAAAUGAGUUAUAGACUUUAAAAGAUUUGAUGGA
Molecule: messenger RNA, 970 nt
Organism: Ziziphus jujuba (common jujube)
Lineage: Eukaryota; Viridiplantae; Streptophyta; Magnoliopsida; Rosales; Rhamnaceae
Exons: 3
Coding region: 34-561 (175 amino acids)
Source: RefSeq, a predicted model, not a curated record